Molecule: messenger RNA, 1963 nt
Organism: Plodia interpunctella (Indianmeal moth)
Lineage: Eukaryota; Metazoa; Arthropoda; Insecta; Lepidoptera; Pyralidae
Exons: 11
Coding region: 82-1920 (612 amino acids)
Source: RefSeq, a predicted model, not a curated record
UUGCAUAGGUAGGUAUCCAAAAACUGAGAGCGUGCGCGCAAAAAUACAAAAUGCUAUUCAAAAUUACUAGUUGAGGAUAAAAUGCGCAGCACGCUAGCGAUUGUGCUCUUGUCCACGGUUAUCCAACUUUGCCAGGGAACUGUCAACUACUGUGGCGCUAAGAUGUGCGGAUACACUAAUGUGCACACCUUUUGCCAAUAUCCUGCUGGUCCCAGUCCGUCCUGUGUGGGCUACGUGCACGCGCCGUUGACUCCGGAAGAGAAACUUCGUAUCCUCGCCCGUCUGAACCGGCGACGGAACGACGUGUCCGCGGGACGCCUUCGUGACUACCCCACAGCUGGGGAUAUGCUAAAGCUGCGCUGGGUGGAGGAGCUGGCUCGCGAAGCCCAGCGCUGGGCGGACCAGUGUCGGCCGCCGCAGAAUCCGGACGAACACGAUGCUUGCCGAGAUUUAUAUUCGGUGUCGGUGGGCCAGUGCGUAGCGUCAGUGGUGGGGGAAGCGCCAGGUCUCCGCCCAGAGUCCAUGGUCGACAUGUGGUACAUGCAGAGCGUUCACUAUAAGGGGAACGUCUCCAACUAUCUAUUUCCAAUGAGUAUCACAAAUUACUAUGGAGAUUUUGCUCAGAUAGUGUGGUCGUAUACUUACAUGGUUGGUUGCGGAAGAAGUCGAUUUAUGAUCCAGCUAAAUGGUCGAUCCCGUACAGUAGAACGACUGGUAUGCAACUUUUCCCCAAGAGGCCCCAUGUCAGGCGAACCCAUCUGGAUACAAGAUGAUCCUGCGGCCAUUUGUCCACCGCGGUCAUCACCAGAUACGGAAUUUAAAGCGCUUUGCACUUAUCAGCCCUACUUAGAUGUGACUAAUAACAUGACAACUAUAGAAGACAAUACGUUGUUAAACACAUUAUUUGAAAUAGAAAUGAAUGACAUUUUGAACUAUCCAGGGAGCUUGGAUGAAAUAUAUUUAACUAAGAUUGCAGUUGCUACGUUGGAAGAUAAAGCGAAAACUGUUCCGUAUAAUAGCUUUCAAAAACGAGAUAUAAUAUCACUAGAUACGCCUAUUGUGAAUAAUGAACUAAAUAACAAUUUGCAAGAAUCCGAUAAUGCAGUUCGUGUAAUUAGAAUAGUAGAAAAUACAAAAGCAAUUUUAACACACACUACUGCUAAAGCAAAAUUGGUGGGAAGAUUUAAAUCUUAUAAUCCCGAUGAUUUAAUGGACGUUGGUGGUGCCCAAACAACACAAAAUUAUGAAAUUCCCGCUGAUUUACCAAAGGAAAGGGAUUUUGACGCAGACUACCAGUAUCUAAAUUCUUAUGAAGGUGACUUAGUUUCUACUGACAAUGUAAUAGCAAGUUCUGAAACAUCUACGGCUUCAGACUACAAAACAACAGAGCACUUGAAUAAUACAUCGGAAAUGACUUAUCCUGUAGUAGACAACCUCACUUUUAUUAAUGUUACCCACAACUUUGUAGAAGACUUCGUAAUGAGCAAUUUAACUAUCAAUGAAUCUAUUGGAGACAAUAAUAAUGCUUCUUUAGUUUCAUUGAAAGAGGAUGAACUUCUGUCGGAUCCGGAAAUAGUACGAGAUCUCGAGUUGGCGUUGAAGCAGAUGGAACAGAGUAUGGAAACAUCAACAAUAACAACGCUUAUGACAUCGGUUGAGCCUGAAAAGGUGAAACGUGAUCUCGGAAUGAAAUCAAAUGAGCUUAUGGAAAGCAAACCAGGAGAUUCCCAUGACAUACCAUCGUACUUGCCAGAUUUAAACAUGACUGUGGAUAAGGCACCGAUGCUGAAUAUGAUAUUGAAGUACAUGCCCUAUUUAAAACCAUACAAAAAGGAACUUAUAGACAAAGUUACAAAUAGGGCUGUCAUUGUGUCGCCAUCUUGUUUUAGUCUUAUGGUGAUUAUUGUACGUUUAAUGUAAAUGUUGGUUAAGUUUAUGUAUUGGUUUGUUUGAGUAAAAGCAA